GAACUAGGCCAAACUACUUGCACGUUCCCUUUGCGAAGAUCUUUGUCACAAAAGCCGCGCUGGCCCAUGCGCACAAAAAGUCACAAAAGCCGCGCUGGCGCAUGCGCACAAAAAGCGCCGGCAACUGGGGUCGCAGCUGGAGAUGCAGCGGCCGGCAGGGCUCUGGCGCUUAUGUCCGCGACCUUGGGCGGCGAGGGUCCCAGCGGAGAAUCUUGGCCGUAGGGAAGUCACCUCUGGUGUCUCUCCUCGCGGCAGCACCUCGCCCAGAACCCUGAAUAUCUUCGACCGGGAUUUGAAAAGGAAACAGAAGAACUGGGCGGCCCGGCAGCCCGAGCCGACGAAGUUUGACUACCUGAAGGAGGAGGUUGGAAGUCGGAUCGCAGACCGUGUAUAUGACAUACCCAGAAAUUUCCCCCUUGCUUUGGAUCUUGGUUGUGGAAGAGGUUACAUUGCACAGUAUUUGAAUAAGGAAACUAUUGGAAAGUUUUUCCAAGCCGACAUUGCAGAAAAUGCUUUGAAAAAUUCCUUAGAAACAGAAAUACCUACUGUCAGCGUUUUAGCUGAUGAAGAAUUCCUUCCCUUCAGAGAAAAUACAUUUGACCUGGUGGUUAGCAGUUUAAGUUUGCAUUGGGUGAAUGACCUUCCUAGAGCACUUGAGCAGAUUCAUUAUAUUUUAAAACCAGAUGGAGUGUUUAUUGGUGCAAUGUUUGGAGGCGACACACUCUAUGAACUUCGGUGUUCCUUACAGUUAGCGGAAACGGAAAGGGAAGGAGGAUUUUCUCCACACAUUUCUCCUUUCACUGCUGUCAAUGACCUGGGACAUCUGCUUGGGAGAGCUGGCUUUAAUACUCUGACUGUGGGAAAAGCUCUGAUUGACAAUGUUUAGUUUGUAUAACACAUCUUAAUUGACACAAGGUAGAAAUGUAUAAUUUUUUACUGUUUGUUACCUAAAAAAGUAGCUCAAAAAAUGUAUCAUAGUUAACAAGACAAAUUUCUAAACAUACAACUCCGUUAGAAUCUUCAAAUCCAGUAUUAGGUAUAAAAAGGGCCUUAGAGUAUUCCAGACGAUAGGAAGAAAAGGGGAUAAGUAGGGGAACAUGUAAUAUUACCACCAGUAACUAUCCCCAAACAGUGCCAUAUGAAGCAGAAAUGACAGAAUGUGUGUUCUCGAGGCCUAGGGUGAGAUCAAGGCUAAAGAAGGUAGGACAGGGUGCUUUACUCCAUUAGGGCGAGAGAAAUCUCGAAAGAAGACCCGUAGGCAGUCAGUGAGUAAUAAGCAUGAAGUCAGCAUGGUACAGUGACGGGGUAGGACAGUAGGACUUUGUUCUCCAACAGGAGUAACUUGGAUCCUUACCCUAUUUCUUUACUAGAUAGGGAAAUUUGAGUAACUUACCUUUUUGAGCAUUUAUUUCUUUUAAAAAUGCAAAUGUGUGGCUGGGUGCGGUGGCUCACGCCUGUAAUCCCAGCACUUUGGGAAGCCAAGGCAAGUGGAUCAUCUGAGAUCAGGCGUUUGAAACCAACUUGGCCAACAUAGUGAAACCCCAUCUCUAUUAAAAAUACAAAAAAUCAGCGAAUCGUGGUGGUGCAUGCCUGUAAUCCCAGCUACUCAGGAGGCUGAGGCAGGAGAAUUGCUUGAACCCGGGAGGCAGAGGUUGCAGUGAGCUGAGAUCCCACCAUUGCACUCCAUCCUGGACAACAAGAGUGAAACUCCCAUCUCAAAAAAAAAAAAAAAAAAAAGCAAAUGUUACUCACCUCAGGUGGCUAUUAGUAUUUAAAGAGAUAAAGGGUGUGAAGUACCAGGACCAUGGUAGAUGCUCAGCUUACAUUAGCUCCUGCCUUCCUCUUUCCCCAUCACUCUACUCCUAGCGUUUUGCUAGAACUAGGCUUCCAAGAGACAGCCAUCUGGAGAGAAUGAUUGCCCUCUUCUUCCUCCCUCCACUAACAAUUUUUCUAAAGGAUGUCAUUACUGUCUUCAGAGAUCAGUCCAGUAGACUUAUUAUGAAUUUCCAAACCCCUCAGGCCUAAUCUAAACAUCCCUAAACCUGAUUAGUGGAAAUAGGAAUUUCUUGAUGAAGAAAGCAUCUCGCUACAUAAUUAGAGAUGAUAAGCUUAAACACUAAAAUAGCUGUUUGGCAUGAUUUUGUGUGAAUAUAUUCAUGAAAUCAACUGACCAAAAAUAGAUUGUGUCAUAUCCUUCCUUGUUUUGAUAGAAGCAAGGGGCAUGGGCAAGCAGGGCCCCUGAUGUUGGAAAGGAGCCUCCAGGGAGGGAAGAAUUAACAGGCUGGAGGACUAAGCUGGGAACUGAAGAGAACCCCGAAGGCUUCACACCUGUGACUAGUGUUGACCUUUUGUUAACUUUUAAAUGGCCUGAGUCCAUAGAAACUGCAUUCUGAGAGGUUGCACGGCUAGAAAGCGGAAAACUGCUUCACAUGAGUGCUCUACUUUGUAAUGAAAAUAAACACUAUUAAUACAGGCAAUUAUACACUGAAGGAUCAUUGUAUUUAUAUUUGUAAUUGUAUAAGUAACACCAAUAUAUUUUGGUUGUAACUAUUAAGCUAUACAGAUAAAGCAAAAGUCUAUUAUUCCCCCUUAAUCCUAAAAAUGCUUAGCUCUCUCUUGAGAGUAAGAGUUCUCAAAAUUUUGGUCUCAGGACCCCACUACGCGCUGAAAAAUUAUUAAGAAACUUUUAGAGGGCUUUUGUAUAGUGAAUUAACAUCUGUCAGUAUUCACUAUAUUAGACAUUAAAACUGAAUUUGUUUUAGUAUUCAUUUAAAGCUAACAAUAAUAUACCUAUUACUUGUUAACAUAAAUGACCCUUUUUAAUAAAAAAUAACUAUAUUUUCUUUUCAUUUUUUUUUUUUUUGGAGACAGUUUCACUCUGCCACCCAUGGCACGAUCUUGGCCCACCACAACCUCUGCCUCCCAGGUUCAAGUGAUGCCCGUGCCUCAGCCUCCCGAGCAGCUGGGAUUACAGGCACAUGCCACCAAGCCCCAUUAAUUUUUGUAUUUUUAUUAGAGAUGGGGUUUCACCAUGUUGGCCAGUCUGGUCUCAAACUCUUGACCUCAAGUGAGCCACCCACCUCAGCCUCCCAAAGUGCUGGGAUUACAGGCGUGAGCCGCUGCACCUGGCCAUAUUUUCUAAAACAAAAAUAAUUGAAAGGGAAGAAUGACAUUGCUUCACAUUUUUGCCAGUUAAUGUGCAUCUUAGUAACAGAGCUAGAUUCUCAUGUCUGUUUCUGCAUUCAAGUCUCUCGCUAUACCAUGUGUCAUGCCACGUCGCCUCUAAAAUAAUCCAUUGUAGAAUAAGAGGUAAAAAGCCAAAUAGUAUCUUAGUAUUAUUAUGAAAAUAAUUUUGGCUUUGUGGACCCCCAAAAAGUCCUAGGGACCCCAGGACUCUCCAAACCACAGCUGGAGAACUACUGUCCUAGAGGUAGCUACUAUUAUCAGUUUAGUGUGUAACCUUCCAGACUUUUUUUUUUUUUAACAAUAACUACUUUACUAUAUGUAGUCAUAUGUAUUCAUACAUCUCUGAAACUUUUUUUAUUAACAGUAUAUGUAUUUCUAAUAUACUGUUAAUAGUUUUCUAAAUUGGUAUGGAUAUAUUUGCACUCCUUCUUAAUUUCUAUAUAUUAUUUCCUAGUAUGAAUGUACCCCAGUUUUACUUAACUAUUUACCUGUGAAUGACCUUUAGGUUUGUUCUGAUUUUUUGCCAAUAGUAGCAAUGCUGCAGUGAAUAUCCUUCUAUACAAAUUCAUUUAUGUAUUCAGUCUUGCAACAAACAUUUACUGAGUACCUUCUAUGUGUCCGGCACUAUACUAGGUACUUCAAAUAUAGCAGUGAACAAAACAGAAAUCCCUGCGUGGUGUUUUUGGGUUUAUAGCAGGCCUGUUGGUAAACUUUAGACAGUUCAAUAACACUGGGAUGUUGUACACAAAACUGGUGGUGGUGGUGUUCAUAAAUGGAAGAAAGUACCCAUGGUUUUCAUCAGAUCUUGAGAGAGCUAAUAUAACUAAAAAUAGAUUAGGAACCAGUGAUUUAAAGCCUUUUCGAUAAUAUGUAUUUUACUUAUAAUAUGGAAAAAAUUUCCUUUACAGUCUACCCUCUUGAGAAUCGUCUCCUAUAUUGCUGUGUCACCAACCUAUUAUUGAGAUGAAAAAAGAAUCUCUGGGAAUGUAAAGCCUCUAAAAAGUAUAGGAGGUGUAGGGCUGGGAUGGUGUGGAGACAUGUGGUGCACAUUUUCAUGAGGUGAUGUUAAAAAAUUUAUAUGAGGUCAUACAGGUUAGUCAGCAAUAUUAUAGGACUCAAAAGUUAUUGCCCACUAGGAAAAAAAAUGGGAUUUCUGCUAAUCACCAGAAGAAAGUUAAAUUAUGUGAACUACACAUGGUUUUCUGUGGUUAUAAAGAAUGAGUUUUAGAAAGAUUUCUACUAAAAAUGUUUAACCUGAUGUUAAAAUGUUUAAAAGCCUACAUUUCUAUUAAUUGGGAAAUAUAAUUCAGAAUACUAUCCAUAUUCUCUAAAAAUGAGCCUAAUGACUCACACUUUAAUAUAAUAUAAAAAUAUUGGUGUAGAAUCUAGUUUAUACAGUUAGAGAGUUGCUGAUUUAAUAAGAAAGUUAUAAGAAUGUCUUCUUGAAUCAUUACAUUUAUCCUGUGAGGCAUGUAUACAGUUUUGUUUCUGAAGUGCUGUGUUAAUAUUGUGUCCUGGCCAGGCACAGUUGUUCACUCCCAUAAUCUCAGCACUUUGGGAGGCCUAGGUCGGAGAAUCACUUCAGCCUGGGAUUUCAAGACCAGCCUGGGCAACAUAGGGAGACCCCAUCUCUACAAAAAAAAAUUUUUUAAUUAGCUGGGCCUGCCUGUAGUCCCAGCUACUUGGGAGGCUGAGGUGGAAGGAUUGAGCCUGGGACGUUGAGGCUGCAGUGAACCAUGAUCUCACCACUGCACUCCAGCCUGUGUGACAGAGCAGGAUCCUGUCUCCAAAAAAACAAUAACAAUAUGUGUUCUAAUUCAUUUUCUAAAAAUUCCCAUCCAAAAAAGCUUUUGUAUAAUCAGCUAUACAGGUUUAUGUUGCAUACAUUAGAUAUAUUACUUUUACGCUACAAUGGAUUUUUAUUUUUAAAGUGAAAUCGAGUCAAAUUAGUAUCAUAUAGUUGUAUUUAGAUCUUAAUGUUGUAUUUUCAUCUUAAUGAAUUAUUUUCAGAGAAUGAGCAUUCUAAGUAAAGCUGAUUUCCUUUUUAGAAUUGAACUACCAGACUGGUACUUUAAGAGAAUGGUGCAAGGCCUGGCACGGUGGCUCACGCCUCUAAUCCUAACACUUUGGGAGGC
This is a messenger RNA of Symphalangus syndactylus (siamang), 5321 nucleotides long. It is a transcript of the gene NDUFAF5, whose product is annotated as NADH:ubiquinone oxidoreductase complex assembly factor 5. Lineage: Eukaryota; Metazoa; Chordata; Mammalia; Primates; Hylobatidae. Gene Ontology annotation, cellular component: mitochondrion. The record is from RefSeq and is a predicted model, not a curated record. Gene Ontology annotation, molecular function: S-adenosylmethionine-dependent methyltransferase activity. Gene Ontology annotation, biological process: mitochondrial respiratory chain complex I assembly.